Molecule: messenger RNA, 727 nt
Organism: Mandrillus leucophaeus (drill)
Lineage: Eukaryota; Metazoa; Chordata; Mammalia; Primates; Cercopithecidae
Product: serine protease 33-like
Exons: 4
Coding region: 1-519 (172 amino acids)
Biological process (GO): proteolysis
Molecular function (GO): serine-type endopeptidase activity
Source: RefSeq, a predicted model, not a curated record
AUGACUUCCUCCAGCACCAAGGUGCUCGUCCUGUACAGACCCGCAGACUGUGCACCGCCCAGGGGCUCUCAGCCCCACUCCCUGCCCGCUGCCCUGCAGGGCCCACAGAGCUACCUGGAGCCCACCGCGGGGGUCUCCCGCCUUGUGGGAGAUGUUUCAGGGAACCAAGAGGUUCCUCCUCUUCCCCCAGUGCCCCUCCCAGAGUGGCGGCCGCUACAGGGAGUAAGGGUGCCGCUCUCGGACUCGCCCACCUGCGACCGCCUCUACCACGUGGGCGCGGAGGUGCCCCUGGCAAAGCCCACUGUGCUGUCUGGGAGCCUGUGUGCCGGCUACCCCCAGGGCCACAAGGACGCGUGCCAGGGUGAUUCUGGGGGACCCCUGACCUGCCUGCAGUCUGGGAGCUGGGUCCUGGUGGGCGUGGUGAGCUGGGGCAAGGGUUGUGCCCUGCCCAACCGUCCAGGUGUCUACACCAACAUGGCCACAUAUAGCCCCUGGAUUCAGGCUCACGUAAGCUUCUAAUGCUAGCCAGUGAGGCUGACCUGGAGCCAGCUGCUGGGGUCCCUCAGUCUCCUGGUUCAUCCGGGGACCUGCCCAUACCCCACAUCUCUUCUGCCUUGAGGCCAAGAUGCCUAAUAAAGCUAAAGGCCACCCCCAACCCCCACUCCCCACCUCCUGCCUCCUCUCCUCUUUGGGGCUCACCAGAUCUGACUCCACCAACCCUCAUCCA